Urocitellus parryii (Arctic ground squirrel) is the source of this 3568-nucleotide messenger RNA. It is a transcript of the gene Lpl, whose product is annotated as lipoprotein lipase. Gene Ontology annotation, biological process: very-low-density lipoprotein particle remodeling; lipid catabolic process. The record is from RefSeq and is a predicted model, not a curated record. Gene Ontology annotation, molecular function: apolipoprotein binding; lipoprotein lipase activity. Lineage: Eukaryota; Metazoa; Chordata; Mammalia; Rodentia; Sciuridae.
UAGGGCCCUCCCCCCAACUUAUGAUUUUAUAGCCAAUAGGUGAUGAGGUUUAUUUGCAUAUUUCCAGUCACAUAAGCAGCCGUGGAGUGGAAACAGUGUCAGACUCAAUUCCUCCUCCUCUUCCUCCUCCUCAGAGGAAAUCUGCCCCUUCUAGCUGCCCUACCCUCCCCUUUAAAGGGCGACUUGCUCUGAGCUCCACCGCGGCCCCAGCCUUCUCCCGCCUCCUGCUCAGCCCGUGCAUCAGCCCGUCGGCGCACCAGCCCGCGCCGUGCAGCUUCCACAGAAGGACGCCCGGAGAUGGAGGGGAAAGCACUGCUCCUGGUGGUCCUGGGCUUGUGGCUCCAGAGUCUGACCGCCUCCCGCGGAGGGGUGGCCGCCGCCGACGCAAGAGAGUUUAAGGACAUCGAAAGUAAAUUUGCCCUCAGGACUCCUGAAGACACAGCUGAGGACACUUGCCACCUGGUUCCUGGAGUGUCAGAGUCUGUGGCCCACUGCCACUUCAACCACAGCAGCAAGACCUUCGUGGUCAUCCACGGCUGGACGGUGACAGGGAUGUAUGAGAGUUGGGUGCCCAAACUUGUGGCUGCCUUGUAUAAGAGGGAACCAGACUCCAACGUCAUCGUGGUGGACUGGCUGUCGCGGGCCCAGCAGCAUUAUCCGGUGUCUGCAGGCUACACCAAGCUGGUGGGAAAGGAUGUGGCCAGAUUUAUCAACUGGAUGGAGGAGGAAUUUAAUUACCCCGUGGACAACGUCCAUCUCUUGGGAUACAGCCUUGGAGCCCAUGCCGCUGGCAUUGCAGGAAGUCUGACCAAUAAGAAAGUCAACAGAAUUACUGGCCUGGACCCAGCUGGACCUAACUUUGAGUAUGCGGAAGCUCCSAGCCGCCUUUCUCCUGAUGAUGCGGAUUUUGUAGACGUCUUACACACAUUCACCAGAGGGUCUCCGGACAGAAGUAUUGGGAUCCAGAAGCCAGUAGGACACGUUGAUAUUUACCCCAAUGGAGGCACUUUUCAACCAGGAUGCAACAUUGGGGAAGCUAUUCGUGUAAUUGCAGAGAGAGGCCUUGGAGAUGUGGACCAGCUGGUGAAGUGCUCCCAUGAACGCUCCAUUCAUCUCUUCAUCGACUCCCUGUUGAAUGAAGAAAACCCGAGUAAGGCCUACAGGUGCAACUCCAAGGAAGCCUUUGAGAAGGGACUCUGCCUGAGUUGCAGAAAGAACCGUUGCAACAAUCUGGGCUACGAGAUCAAUAAGGUCAGAGCCAAAAGGAGCAGCAAAAUGUACCUGAAGACUCGAUCUCAGAUGCCCUACAAAGUCUUCCACUACCAAGUAAARAUUCAUUUUUCUGGGACGGAGAGUAAUACGCAGACCAACCAGGCCUUCGAGAUCUCUCUGUAUGGCACCGUGGCUGAGAGUGAGAACAUCCCCUUCACCCUGCCUGAAGUUUCCACCAAUAAGACAUACUCCUUCCUGAUUUACACGGAGGUGGAUAUUGGGGAGCUGCUAAUGAUGAAGCUCAAGUGGAAGAGUGAUUCCUACUUCAGCUGGUCAGACUGGUGGAGCAGCUCCCGCUUCGCUAUUGAGAAGAUCCGAGUGAAAGCAGGAGAGACUCAGAAAAAGGUGAUCUUCUGCUCCAGGGAGAAGGUGGCUCAUCUGCAGAAGGGGAAGGGAUCCGCAGUAUUUGUGAAGUGCCAUGACAAGUCUCUCAAGAAGUCUGGCUGACACUGGAAAAGUCCACAGAAAGAAGAACACAAGAAUUCUGUGAAGAAUGAAGCAAAUGAAGUAAAUUUUACAAAAGAUGCCCAGUGUUUAAAAGUGGGUGUUUAAAAGUGGACUUGUCCUAAAAAAGUAUUAAUCCAAAGCUAUAUCCUUGUUAGUUCAAUUAGGAAACAGUCUCAAAAUACAGUCUAAAAAAGUGGCUAAUUGAAUUUGAGGCCAAAUUGCUCAUCUUGCUGUGCUAAGACAGUACACGUGAAAAGCACUGCAUUCUACCCUCUGAGAAGGAACAAUUGUCCCUGUGUGUAGUAAGAUAAGGCUCCUUCAGGUGGUGCGUUGGCCAUAGUCUAAAAUUAGUUAGACCCUCCUAUUUUAAUUAGAAUUCUGGAUUUUUUUGGACUGAGGCCUUUUCAAACUUUUCUCCAAGUCUGAAUAUAGAAGAUGGUUCCCUGUGGCAUGAGUCAGAUCUGUUUAUUUAGCAGUCAAAACACCUGAUCUUUUGGAAUAUUUCUCUUGCCAUUGGGAUGUGGCCCAGGAGUUAACCAGGGAAAUGCGACUUGGAGAGGAACAGAGAAUGGGGCUGAUAAAGUCCUAAGCCUUGGCCCAACUCUUGGCUUGCAUCAUGACAAAGUUAUAAGCAAAACAUACAAAGUUCAGAUCCAUUAAUUCUUUAAUAGAUUUUUAUAUUUUAUUGCUUAAUCUCUGUUCCUUUUUUCCUUUGUCUUAAUAUUAUAUUUUUACAAUGUUCUCCAAAAACAAACCAACAAUCCUCAGCUGACACAGAAUUUGGUGCAGAAAGAAAACAAUACUAUGAUUUUAUUAUCACAUUUUUCAGAUUAUUUUCAUCAAUUUGAAAUCGUUUCCUAUCUGAUGGCUGCUAUUGAGAUUUGGGCUCAUCUCAGUCAUGCCUCAAUCAUACUUGAAGCAUGAAAAAACUUUCAUUUCUGGCUUAGAUGUGUUAAAAAUUCAAAUUUUGUGUCACGUGAACUGCAAACCUUAAACAAAAAUUGUUUUUCUUAAGUAUCAAAAGGUGGAAAAGUUACCGGGUUAUAUGCAUAAGCAGUGCUUAUAAACCAUUGAGUGCAAGAAAGAGAAUCCUUGAUUGUUGUCACCAUAUGAAGUGCCAGGAGUAUUGUUAUCAUUGUUUUUUUUUUUUUAACAAUGAAUCAAGAGUGAGUGAACAAUUAUUUAUGGACUAGAUCUCAUAUCUUCUGAAUGCUUUUCUGUGUAUUAUAAAAUGAUUAAGAAGUCAGAUAUGUUGGAGGUUAUUGCUGGGAACCCAAACUGUGAAAGUGUGUGGGUAAAUGAACACAUGCCUAUAAAGCCCCACCUGUGUGUCUGUCAUGCAGUGUGAUUUGGAAGGUGAACAGUCAAGGACGGUAUUAGAACAUGUCAGAGUAGAAAUAGUUCCAGAUGCACCAGAAUGUCAUCCCUCUAUUGGAGAAAGAUAUUAUGCCUAAAUAAUGUAGGACAAAUGUUGUGAUUGACUACAUCAGGCUUGGAAUGAAUUCUAACAAUAAAACAAUGUAUGAUUGGUCACUGGUAUCCCCCUUUAUUGCUAAUUCAUUGAUUUUUUUUGGAUUUGGGUUUUAAUCAAGGGUGCAUAAACGUAAAAGAUUGAGCAAGUCCAUGCAUGGCUUGGGAACUCUGCUUCUAAAGAUUUGCUAUAUAUAUAAUAUAUAUAAAUAUAUAUCAAUGAUGCUUUGCCUUUAAAUUUUAUUUAUGAGCUGUAAAUAUAUGUGUGGAUGUGUACAGGAGUGUGUACAUAUUGGAAAGGUCAUUGUGGCUACCUGCAUUUAUAGAUUUGUAGAUGUGUGGUGCUAACUUUAUACGUGUCUGAUUAGUGAACCAACUC